Molecule: messenger RNA, 1366 nt
Organism: Phodopus roborovskii (desert hamster)
Lineage: Eukaryota; Metazoa; Chordata; Mammalia; Rodentia; Cricetidae
Gene: Prr22
Product: proline rich 22
Exons: 3
Coding region: 95-1366 (423 amino acids)
Source: RefSeq, a predicted model, not a curated record
CACCUAGCAACAGGGCAAACAGAACCCAGCGGGACUCUGUCCCCGAGGUGCCUCUGCUGCCACCCGGGCCCCCCCGGGGUGGCCUGUCUGCCCCAUGCAGCACCCCAAAACCCUCUACCCCCCAGCCAUACCCCAGGAAGGCUUCGGCCCACGGGGCCUGGAGGGCACUGAGGUGCCAGGUGGCCCAGAACCGCUUCCCACUGUAGCCAGCACCAACCUGCUCUAUCAGACUCCCGGCUCGGACCAGGAUGUGCUUUCUGCGCCUCCAGCAGAGUGUCUGCCACCUGCAGGCUUCCAGAUGGCUCCCUGCGGCUGCUUCUUUGAUCCCCGCAUCUACCGAAUCGAAUGGGCCACCUCUGACUUCGGCCAGUCGUCCCUGUACAAGGUGGCAGUGGCUGGGGGUCCCACCUUGUCCAGUGGCUACCUGCUGGAGGCCCCAUCCUACCUCAAGACCCCGGGGCCUCCGCCUCCGCUGUAUCCCCACUACCAGCCAGCUCCCGGUGGGCCACCGUACCUCACACACUACCUUCCACCUGAGGAGUCUGGGCCCGAAGCAGUGGGCUUUGUGGGGGAUGGAGGGCCCCUCAACUUCAUGGAGAUGCUCAGAGAUGGCCUGGCACCCCCACCAACGCCCAAAGAGACUAAGCCAUCUCCCUUGCUCAUCACAGUCCCCACAGCACACACGCUGCCACCUGGACCCUAUGGCCAUCUCAGUGGCAAUGCUAGCCAGUUCCCAGGGCCCCAGGUGACCAUGAGGCCCAUAGAAGCCCCCAGGGAGCUGCAGGGCAAUGCUGUGGCCAGGCUGGGUCUGCGGUUCCCUCCUGGGCCUGCGGAGCCCAAGGUGGCCGAGGUGGAGGACAUCACCCCAAUGGGCUCAGGUGAGACCGUGCCUCCCGAGGUGGCCCGCGCUUUCUUCUUACCGGACAAGGUCCUUCUGGAAGAUGCCAUGAAACUUUUUGAUUGUCUCCCUGGUGGCGCUGAACCUGAGGUAACCCUGCACAGAGGUCCCGGGCCCAGCCCGAGAGACAGUGGUGGUGGUGGUGGUGACUGCACAGCUGACAUCCGCUCCCUGCACCUGCCGGAUGAGCUGCUGUCCUUCGACUAUGGUGUCCCUGAGGUCCUGGAUGCUGUGGCCAGUGUGGAUUACGUUUUCAGCUUCAAAGCCCUGGAUGAUGAGCCAUUGCCCCAUGUGGGUGUCCCUGUCACUGACACAGUGGCCCCUGGCCUACGGUCCCAUCAGUCAGGGAAGAAGACCACCACAUCCACCAAGAAAGGGAAACCAGGUGGCAGACACAGGCAGACUGCAGGCCUGGCUGGCACCACCACCUCAGGACCCAGUCCAGACCCGGGAACUGCCCCCAAUUAA